Messenger RNA from Ictidomys tridecemlineatus (thirteen-lined ground squirrel), 1741 nucleotides. It is a transcript of the gene Tma16, whose product is annotated as translation machinery associated 16 homolog. The record is from RefSeq and is a predicted model, not a curated record. Lineage: Eukaryota; Metazoa; Chordata; Mammalia; Rodentia; Sciuridae. Gene Ontology annotation, cellular component: nucleus.
GGAACGCACCCGCCCUUCUUCUUCCGGUCCGUCCCUCACAGCUCCCGGGAUCCCACGUGUGUUCAGCCUGGAGUAUCCGCGUGUGCUGCUGCGGCUGUGGUUAGUGAUUGACGGAUCUGGAGUGCGGAGGCUCUCCGCGGCCUCCUGGACGUCACCAUGCCUAAAGUACCAAAGGGAAGAAGUACAGGACAGGAAAAAAAAGUCAUCCAUCCAUAUAGUAGAAAAGCAGCUCAAAUUACGAGAGAGACCCACAAACAAGAUAAGAAAGAAAAGUUGAAGAAUGAAAAGGCCUUACGUCUCAAUCUUAUUGGUGAAAAACUGCAGUGGUUUCAAAAUCAUCUGGAUCCCAAAAAAUUGGGGUAUUCAAAGAAAGAUGCUUGUGAAUUAGUUGAAAGGUAUUUAAAUAGAUUUAGCAGUGAGCUGGAGCAGAUCGAGUUACAUAACAGCAUCAAGGACAGGCAAGGAAGGCGGCACUUUUCCCGGGAAACAGUUAUCAAGCAGACGAUGGAGCGGGAGAGACAGCAGUAUGAAGGAUAUGGCCUUGAGAUCCCAGACAUUUUAAAUGCAAACAAUCUGAAAACUUUUAGGGAAUGGGAUUUUGAUCUGAAGAAAUUGCCAAACAUUAAAAUGAGAAAACUCUGUGUUAAUGAUGCAGUUCCUAAGAAAAGGAAGAAGAAAACUAUUUUAACUAUAGACAAAAAUUUAGAGGAAUUGGAACUAAAAGGUGAAUCAAAUGACUCAGAUGAAGAAAUGACUCCAGUAGCCUGAUUGUCUUGAGUUGAAAAUAAUUUGAGAGCUUCAAAUUACACACACAUUAAUUAUGGUAAAUAAUUAUCUAGACAUAAGAAUUUGCUAUUGAACUCAUUGCUUUAUAAUGAGAGUCCUAUUAUCAGUUUAAAAUAUGGUGUUAUGAUUUUUAUUUAAAAAUGAAGGUUGCAUUUCAUUUAUAUUAAGUUGCUGAAAUAGAUAAAAGUUGUAUUAAUCUGUUUUCAGUUGCUAUAAUGAAAUACUCAAGGUUAGGUUACUUAUUAAGAAAAGACAUUUAUUUAGCUCCUGAUUUUGGAGGUUGAAAAUCCGAAAGUACUGGCUCUGGUAAGGGCCUCUGGCUAUGUCACUUCCCAGUGGAUGACAUCAUAAUCCAUGCAGGAGGGUGUGACAGAAGGUAGUGAGACUGAACACCAGAGAAUGGGGAGGGGCCAGUAAUGACCUCUCACUAGGCCCAUCACUUAAAGGUACUACUACCACCUCUUAACAUUACCACACUAAGCACCGCGCUUCUAUUAUGUGAGCUCUUGAGGGAGACAUCCAAAAGUGAUCUUUUAAAGACAUUUAAUCUGAACUUUGUGCAGAGGAAAAGUAAUGUGUGAGGACAAAAUGUGUUUUGAAUUUUUUCCUUAUGUGGAUUUAGGAUUGCCUAAUCUCCCAAAUGGAGUGAAUGUACAGUAACCUGUUUCCCAAGAGGUUCCUGUGGACAUUUCUUAAAUUGUGAUAAUAACAAAAUUGUGUUAAACCGAUUCUUCUCUUAAACAUUAAACCUAUUUUUUUUCCUUACAAAUAGGGAAGAAUUUGAUAGUGAAGUCAUAUUCACCAAUAGAUUAUACAUUAUCAUUUAUUUUUUUUCUGAGCCAGAAGUAAAGGUUAAAAACAGAAGAGUCUGUCUCUGUGGUUAUGUUGAUCCCCACACUUAAUCUGUAUCUUUUGACAAAGAGAAUAAAUGAUUUAGGCUUGCUCCUUUUCAUUA